AUGAAAAUGACAGCCCAUCGAUUUGUGCAAUUAGUCUUGAAUUCAAUCAAAGUAGAAUCAGGAUUAGAAUCCAGACUAUUUGGAGAUCAUCUCCGUCUUGUUGCAGUAAAACCGGGAGAAGUUCACAUUGAGCUAGACAUCAAGAAAGAACACACAAAUCGCCUAAGUACAGUACAUGGAGGGGUAAUUGCAUCAAUGGUUGAUGUUGGAGGCUCCCUGGCCGUUGCCUCAAGAGGCCUUUAUGCCACUGGCGUGUCUACAGAUCUGAAUGUGAUAUUCCACAACGUGGGUGGGUACUCUGGCGAUGUUUUGAAAGCGAUAGCGAAAUGCGACAAGCUUGGGGAGACAUUGGCAUUCACGUCGGUGGAAUUUACAAACACGAAGGGAGAACUUGCUGCUCGCGGAAGUCACACCAAAUAUGUUCGUCGAGCCUGGGGCCAUCCCAACAAUAUCGUGGAGAAACUGACACCUUUACCUGGGCAGUAG
This is a messenger RNA of Blumeria graminis f. sp. triticale, 486 nucleotides long. Lineage: Eukaryota; Fungi; Ascomycota; Leotiomycetes; Helotiales; Erysiphaceae. The record is from the annotation of a GenBank genome assembly.